Osmerus eperlanus (European smelt) is the source of this 5914-nucleotide messenger RNA. RefSeq names its product zinc finger protein 687b (gene znf687b). The record is from RefSeq and is a predicted model, not a curated record. The transcript has 10 exons. NCBI's taxonomy places the organism in Eukaryota, Metazoa, Chordata, Actinopteri, Osmeriformes, Osmeridae. The coding region runs from base 204 to 4475 and encodes 1423 amino acids.
CAAACUAUUAUUGCAUUGCCAAUAUUGAAAAAUUAUUUAUAAGUACAUCGUUUUGAGUGCAAGCAAUUAUGGCCUCCGUUAAAUGACCCCUCGCUUGCUUGGCUUGGCUGAGCGGCCAGCUAGCCUGUGUGUCUGGCUCAAUGUGAUGAUGAUGGAGGGGAAAGCUUAAUAAACUCGCAGCAUUGAGACGAUUCAGUCCCGUUAUGGGGGACAUGAAGACCCCAGAUUUUGAUGACCUGUUGGCAGCGUUUGACAUCCCAGACAUUGAUGCUAAAGAGGCCAUCCAGUCCGCUCCUGAUGAUGCCGAAGGGCCACAUGGGCCAGGGGGAGCUUCUCUGGGCAAGCCAGAUGGUGGGGUGGGUGUUGGACCUUCCCUGAGACCACCCAGCCCCCCAGACCCUCAGACAGACACAUCCAUUGUCAGCGUUAUUGUGAAAAACAGAGUUCGUCCUGAGACCCUUGAUGGUGGAGAUGGAGACACAGACCAGGACCCGAUUGAUGGAUCUUCCGGAGUGGCAGUGGGUCCUAGGCUGGGUGCCUGUGCCUCAGGCAUGGCUGAAUCAGAAUCACUAAAUCACAAUGGGUUUGGCGCAUCUGGGGUCUCUGCAUCCAUGCCUCUAUCCCAGUCCCAAUCCAACGGAGAGCCAUGGUCCGUGAACACUUCAAAGACGGCUUCAGAGGGCGGAGGAGUCAGUGCUGGGUCAACGAAAUCCGCUAAACAGGGCGGCAGCAUUUUUAACAGACUGAAGCCUCUAAUAGCACAGGGGUCCGGAGACCCUGUAGGUAGAGCAAGGAAGAUGCAGCUCCUCCAGCAGCAGCAUCAGCAACAACACAGCCAUCAAGAUGCAGGCCAAGAUAUGGUCGAAGAGGUCAAAGCCUCUUUAUCUUCCUCUUCAACUGUUGUGUCUUCUCCUCUCAUCCCGGGAGGACUGUCGUCUCCUUUCUUCCCUCCUUCCAAACCUCUACUCCCACCUCCUCCCUCUGCACUCUCCUCUCUCACGGCAUUGAACGGCACUCCCAAAGCCACACCUGCAGGAUUCCGCCCCCGGGACUCUGAAGAGGAGGAUGACUCGGACCCAGACCUUGGAGGCCCGCUGGUGAUCCAAGAGGGCCCUGCCUCUCCCACCUGCACCCCUCCCAAACUGACCCGACGGUUCAGGUCCCCUGCCUCCAGCUCAGACCCAGUAUCGACCCAGCCCUCAGUCUCCAUGUCAGCUCACCCCAAGCCCGGGGACACACCUUCUGGGGCCAGCUUGACCUCCACCCCACAGCCUGGUUCCACCAAGAGUCCCCCCCAGGAAGACAGACACCCAGAACAUGUAAUUGAAGAGAGGGAUUCGCCCGAGAGUCCAGAGCCCGAGAUGCCCAAAUCAACUGCACCAGGGAUGUCCAAGAGAUGCUCCAGCCCUGCCGUGGCCUCCACACCACCGCCUUCAGACCUAAGAGAACCCAAGGAGGAAGAAGAAGAGAUGGAGGUUGGGAAUGGAGUGGAAAAGGUGGUUGAGAACAAGGCAGACACGGGGAAAUCUGAAGGUGCUAGAAAAGAAGACGAAAAGAUGGAGGUGGAUGACGGCAAACCUAAACCCCUUUCCACUGAGGGGAGUGCCCCAACCCCUGCAGCACCAGGUGCUCCGUCCCGGCCCCUCAAAGUGCGGAUAAAGACCAUCAAAACCUCCACUGGGGGGAUCACCAGAACUGUUACCAGGGUGGCCCCAAAGGGUGGUGCUGCAGCAGGCAAGAGUCUGGACCCCAGCAAGGCCCAACAAGGUGGACGUAAGGUCCCAGCCAACAAGGCCCGCAAAGUGGAGGCUUCGGCCGGUCGCACGGAAACACCUCAGCAACAGAAAGUGAAAGCUCUUAACGCUCUGCCAGUGUCCACUCUCGCUGCCAGCAGUGUCAUGCUAGCAGCUGCGACCAAGGUUCAGAACAAGAUGGCCGCCGCUUCAGACAAGGCAAAGGUCUCUGCCACGGCGGUCAGCAUCACUAAAUCGGCUGCCCUGCCCGCCACGCCAUCUGUAGCCUGCUCUCCUAAGUUCUCUGUCGGCGGCGGUGGGAUCAGUGUCCGUCCAACUGGCGCCAAGACUGCUAACGGAGCCGGUGCCAAUGUCCUAGCCGGAACGCACCAGCCCAGCAAGCCGGCCUCCAUCGUCAACAGCACAGGUGCUGUCAUCUCCCGCAGCCAGUCCAGUUUGGUAGAGGCUUUCAACAAGAUCCUCAACAGCAAGAACCUGCUGCCCAGCUACAAGCCCGACCUCUCGGCUCUUCCGCCCCCAGAGUGGGGGCUCCCGCUGCCCGCCACCGGGUACCGCUGCCUGGAGUGUGGUGAUGCCUUCGCCCUGGAGCGUAGCCUUGCCCGCCACUACGAUCGGCGCUCGCUGAGGAUUGAGGUGACGUGCAACCAUUGCGCCAAGAGGCUGGCCUUCUUCAACAAGUGUAGCCUACUGCUGCACGCCCGCGAACACAAGGAGAGAGGCCUGGUCAUGCAGUGCUCUCACCUGGUCAUGAGGCCCGUCACUGUGGAGCAGAUGAUUGGUCAGCAGGACAUGACACCCAUCGUCCCGUCGCCCUCCGCCUCUGCUGGCACUGCCGCGUCGGCGGGCUGCAGCCCGAUGAAGGAUGCCCCCUCCCCGGCCUCCACCCAGCCCAGGCCCAUGCGCCGGGCGCCCCAGAGCCCCCAGGCCCUGAUGCCCCUGCCCUGCAAGAAGGGGGAGGUGCUGCAGUACCAGAACUUCAAAUGCCCCGAAUGCCAGACCCAGUUCUCCGGGAAGGCCGAGCUCGUCGCCCACUUCCAGCAGAUCAGGGCCACGCCCAACUCGACCUGCACCCUGUGUUCCCCCCCGAUGAUGCUGCCCAACUCCUGCAGUGUGUCAGCCCACCAGAGGAUCCACAAGCACCGCGCUCCCCAUGUCUGCCCGGAGUGUGGAGGCAUCGCCAGGCAGGCCAGCUUCCAGACUCACCUACAGGAAGCCUGUCUGCACUUCGCCAGACGCAUCGGCUACAGGUGCUCCAGCUGUCAGGUGGUGUUUGGGGGCCUGAACUCCAUCAAGUCCCACAUCCAGACGGCCCACUGCGAGGUCUUCCACAAGUGCCCCAGCUGCCCCAUGGCUUUUAAGUCGGCCCCCAGCGCCCAGGGCCAUAUCAGCACCCAGCACCCAACCCUGACAGGGGGACAAGCCAAAAUGAUCUACAAGUGUGUGAUGUGUGACACAGUCUUUACUCAGAAGCCCUUGCUGUACAUGCACUUUGAUACUCACCUGGCCAAGCAGAAAGUCCAUGUGUUUAAGUGCCCUGACUGCACCAAACUCUACGCCCAGAAGGGUUCCAUGAUGGAGCACAUUAAGACUGCCCACAGAGGCCUGUCAGUCAAACAGGAAGGCCAGUCAGAUGCCGCUGCCACGCCCUCCACCAACACCCUGACCCCCUCCCUCCCCAAAUCGAAGCCUACUGCAAAAACGGACAACUCGGACGGAGAGGACUGGGGCCGGGACCAGGAGGAGGAGGAGGAGGAAGAAGAGGAGGAGGAAGGGGAUGACGACGCGGAUGAGGACUACGAGGCUCCUGGGAGUCAGUCCAGCACCAUGGAUGUGGGCAGCCAUGUAGGAGAGAGGAACUGCCAGCAGUGUCAGAAGAGCUUCGCUGACAGGGAGGAAUACAUCAGCCACAUCAAGACAGAGCACGGCAAGUUCCCAUGUCAUAUAUGCGAAGGCUCGUUCAGCACCUCGUCCAGCCUAAGGAGACACAUACGUGUGAUUCACGAGGGCAACAAGAGAGUCUUCCACUGCCAAUAUUGCACUGAGGGAAAGCGGACCUUUAGCAGUCGGUUCCUACUGGACAAGCAUAUCCGGGUCCACCACGGGGUCCGAGCAGCAGAUGGACAGGGCCCACAGACCAGAAAACGUUCUGCCCCAGGAGAAGGGCCCGGUAGCUCCUCGGAACUGGAUGGCGAGGGCGGCCCCCCGGGCGUGAGGCCCAGUGGGGAGGACGAAGGCCGCGAGGCCCCGGAAGACGCUGGCGAGGAGGGCCCGGCCAAGAGGACGCGGGGCUCGGUGGCGACGGCAGCUCCAGACCCCGAGGAGGACGACAGCGUGUUCCGCUGUGUGCCGUGCGGUUUCACCACGGAGGACGGCGCCGAGUUCCAGCAGCACAUCCCCCAGCACCGCGCCGACGCCGCCUCCUACCAGUGCCUGCAGUGCGGGGUGUGCUUCGCCUCGGCGGGAUCCCUCGGGCGCCACCGCUUCAUCACGCACCGUGUACGGGACCCCCUGGGCGACGCUGAGCGCGGCGCCGCCCGCACCCUGGGCUCCCCUCAGGGCUCGCCCUCCUCCCCCUCCUCCCAGCAGGGCGAGGACGGGGAGGGCAGCAUGAGCUGCAAGGUCUGUGGCAGGCGCUUCGACAAGGCCUCGGACCUCAACACACACUUUAGGACCCACGGCAUGGCUUUCAUCACCUCCCACAAGACUGACAAGCCCCAGUAGGGGGAGUGACUGACAAGAACCAAACUGUCUGGAUCCCCCCCCCCCCCGUGCUGUCUGGAGCCACCUGUAAGCUCCAUGUUUUUAUAUUUAACACUCUGUGAAUCUGACUGCAUGUCGAUCAUUAUACGGAUCGUAUAACUAAACGUAACAAGACUGGCCUCUGAGGGAACUGCGCCGUCUGACCACAUGACCAGGAAGUGAGGCGUUGACGCCCAAUCGCGCUGUGGGUCCCGUCUCGUCAUCUUUCACCACCACACUGCUCAUUUGCUUUGUCUGCACAUUUGUUUCUUUCCACAUGAAGCUAACUUCUUUUCUACAUUUCGUACCGUUCUCUGUAUUACAUUCACCAACAUUUUUGUACGCAGCAUCGUCCAUACCUUUUUCAUACGGAUUCGUCGGCUGAACAGUUGCGUCCUGAAGGCGUACAGUAUUGCUAUAACUCUUCACCCUGCCAUCCUCUCAGAGCCACUGUAUAAAGAAGCACUCUCGCUGGUCCCUAAGCUGUCGGCCAUUUUUGUAAUAAAAAGGCAGUGAAAAACUGUUCCAUUCUCAAAUCAGUGUCAGAUAAAGCUUAGAGGCACCAGAAGCAAAAAAUGGAGUACGAGGAGAAUUUUAAACACUGAUUUUAAUGAAUAUUGACUUUGUAAUAUUUAUUUAUAUGAAACACGUUGUUGUUGGUAUUUGUGCUUUCUUUUGCUGCCAGUCUCAUCUUAAGAUGAAGCGCUAUCGCCUGGUUAAAAGCGGUUCCAUCUCUGUUGUUUGAACUUUUCGGUAGGAGUGGAGGUUACACACAGUUGUUGUAGCCCGUGUGGUGUGAGUGGUGGUGUUGUCUACAGUGAAGCUAGAACAAGAGAAAUACGGAGUCUUGCCAUUAGUGCACAACCUGUACGUUGUGAUGUAAAUACAUAUACAGUACACAAAAAGAAAAGCUUUUGAGUUUUGUUACUUGUUAUGAAAAUGUGAAUACGUAUAGUAUUUGUACAUGUACUGUUUGGUUUCUGCCCCCCCCCCCCCCCACACACACACACACACACUCCCCGCCACCACCAACCAAUCUGAAGAAAAACAGGAGAGUACUACAUUAUAAUGAAUGGCCGAAGGGAGCGUGAGAACACUGGCAUAGUGUCUUUCAAUAAUGUGUAUGAAAACAGACAUAUAUCUCUUUGAUAUGAUUCUUUUUGUAAUACCGUAUACAGAAUCAGUGCUUGCUGUCCUCCAGUUUCAUUUUCGAUUUGUUUCAUUACGACCUUUAUGGUCUUGUGAAGGAGGCCUGUUUGUAUGGAUGUUGUUCUGUUCGUUUUUUUUAUCACCUAAUAUCAUAUUUAUAUAGCAAAAUAGUGAAUCCAUGUUUGUCCUUUUAAUUUUCUAUGGUUGUGGUCUGCUUGAUGAAAAUGCCAUACACUUUUUGUGUCGUUUUAAAAUAAAUGUCUGAAAGUGAA